CAUGAUUGCUGAAGUAGUUGGAAAGGAAGAUCAAAGGGAUUUGGUUACCAGUACAGGCAAGGAAACCAAACGUAUGGCUGUUGUGUUAGAAGACUUAGAGAACAACAGGAUUGGGUGUACUUUGUUCGGGGAGAUGGUGGAUCAAAUCCGACCACACCUUGAAGAAGGAAGUGUGGAACCCCUUAUUGUUGUGCUGCAAUUAUUCAAAGCAUCCCAGUGGAACGGCAAAACCACUGUUCAGAGUCACUUUUACAUCUCCAAGAUCCACAUUGAGAGGGAUUUAAAAGAGGUGGUUUGUUUUAGGAACAGGUUUGUUUUUUUAAACUUUAACCAGUUUAUAUCCAACACAUUUAAAGAGAGUCAAAAGUUUGAGAAGUUCAAUAUUUCAUUGAAUUGUGUAGGCUCCUGAGUGGUGCACCACUAAACUCAAUUAGGAUUAGUCAACUUUUAUCUCAGGGAGCUUGAUAUGCAGCUGAUGAACUGAAGCAGGGGUCUGUUGGAGUGAAGACCAUCGA
This is a messenger RNA of Arachis ipaensis, 515 nucleotides long. NCBI's taxonomy places the organism in Eukaryota, Viridiplantae, Streptophyta, Magnoliopsida, Fabales, Fabaceae. The record is from RefSeq and is a predicted model, not a curated record.